AAAUUUCAGUCUGGUGGCUGAGGUGCCUGUGACCUGAUUUGGGGAUGGUCUAAAACUUUACUGCACGAAGCUGCGCAGGAGAGUAGAAAGCACAUGCAGCCUGCAGAGCUUUUUGCAAACACCACAAGCUUGAUGAAGAGCUUUUGGAUUGCUGGUCUGUCGCUGAGAAGAGUUUCAGCAUGUACCCUGAGCACGGAAACCUGACCUGGAUACUGAGCCUCCUGCUUCUGUCUGGUGUUCUCAGCAAUGAGUGGAAAGUGGAAUAUCAACCAAGUGUCUGUGCAGUGAAAGGCUCAUCUGUCGUCAUUCCAUGUUUAUUUUACUAUCCCAAAAAAGAGAAAGUAAAAGAGGUCAAGUGGAGUCAUGAGAGCAAAGAUAGUUACGAUGGGCCUUUCAUCUUUGAUAGUGCUUCAAAGAAUCAAUCCUCAAGAUUUCAGUACAUUGGGGGCAAACGUUUGGGGGGAAAAAAUUGUUCUUUAAAAAUAAACCCAGUAGAGCACAAUAUUGCUGGUAAAUAUAUAUUCAGGUUCAUAACCAAAUCCCCAACUGGCAAAUGGACCGGCACAGAGGGCUCGACAUUAAAGAUUGUUGAUCUGAAAACGUCGGUGACAAACACGAGCGGACACGGAGCGACAAAGGAAGGUGACUCUGUGAAUGUGACCUGUAGAAAUAGCUGUGAUGGCGGUGACGUCUCAUCUGCUUUCAUCUGGCUUAAGAACGGAGUGUCCAUCCAUAAAGGACCUUCACUUUACUGGAGAGACAUUUCCCCCUCAAACUCUGGAAAUUACACUUGUUCCCUCAAAGCUCACAGGGGGACGACAUCAGGGGUCGUACAUAUUAACGUUGAAUACGGCCCUAAGAACACAUCGGUGUCAGUCCGACCAUCGACGGAGGUGGAUGUAGGCAGCAACGUUAUUCUCACCUGCAGCAGCCGUGCAAACCCCCCGGUGGAGAAUUACUCUUGGUUUAAAGUUGAUGAGGAUGAUGAUAUAAUUGUUGAAAACAAGUCUGAGCUGCACUUUAGGGAAUUUUCUCUUGCCGCUGGUGGCCGGUACUUAUGCAGCGCCACCAACAAACACGGAAGUCAAAACUCUACAAUGGUGACUUUAAAAGUUAAAGCACAUUUUCCAUAUAUAAGUAUUAUUGCCAGUGCUGCUGCUGCCCUUCUGAUCGUUGCUGCCGUUGUGAUCGCUGUCAGAAGAUUCAAUGAAAAAAGGGCAAGGGAACCAGAGGCUGAUCAUGUGGGGGACCAGCAGAACACAGUCUACCUCAACUGGCCCAUACCUGACAACAGCAAUGAGGGAAAUCCAUGCGAGGGAGAACAAAUAGAAACGGUCUACACAACCAUUGACUUCAACACCAAGAGGAAGUCAAACAUGCAGCAACAGAUGGACUCUCAUAGCAAUGAUGAAGGUGCGAUCUACAGCAUGUUGCAGUUUCCAGGGAGCUACUCUUGAACCCUUCAUACGCUGACAAUGCCUGUGACAGGAAGAGGCAACCGUGUGGGAAAAUAUAAUUUUCUUUUAUAAAAACGGGGAAAGAAAUUGCCCAUCAACAACAGAUUCUUGAGAGAUGGAGAAAUGUCACCAACAUAAGAGUCAGGUGGAUGUUACGUAAAGGUUGUAGCAGAAGAAUCCAAAGAGGAAAUUCACAGCAUCCGUCUCUUUAAUAUUGACACAUAUUCACAUGAUGUCCGUUCUCAGCUCGGCCUCUGCCAAAGAUAUGUUCAUUUUAAUAAAGAUGUUUUUAUUUCUGUCCCUCGUCGAACGUCAGUUGAUGCACCGACUGGUUGUUAAGGGGGUUUUUUUUGCGCAAAGAUGCUCUUGUUUCACGCUUUGUGGCAUAAUACAAAUUAAUUACGUUUACUUUGUGAAGUGAUGUGACACAACUUUUCUCACAACUCUCAUCAAGGUACCGUGGUCUGUCUUUAUAUAUAAAACACUGUGUGAUCCCACUGUAAUUCUCACAUCUGCCUGCUUGUUGUCCAGGGCCUCUGUCAGAUGGAUGUGAAUGAAAUGAUACACAUGUGCUGUUAACCUGCAAACAUGCAUCAUUAAUAACCAUGUAAGGCUCCUGUCUUUUGGUAGAGGCCCUUGUAGCAGCCUGUUGCAUCUUGUACAUUGCAUUUGAGACAAUAAAUAACUCU
Molecule: messenger RNA, 2146 nt
Organism: Hippoglossus stenolepis (Pacific halibut)
Lineage: Eukaryota; Metazoa; Chordata; Actinopteri; Pleuronectiformes; Pleuronectidae
Product: sialic acid-binding Ig-like lectin 13
Exons: 9
Coding region: 180-1457 (425 amino acids)
Source: RefSeq, a predicted model, not a curated record